Molecule: messenger RNA, 1263 nt
Organism: Fusarium oxysporum Fo47
Lineage: Eukaryota; Fungi; Ascomycota; Sordariomycetes; Hypocreales; Nectriaceae
Product: cytochrome P450
Exons: 6
Coding region: 52-1263 (403 amino acids)
Molecular function (GO): iron ion binding; heme binding; oxidoreductase activity, acting on paired donors, with incorporation or reduction of molecular oxygen
Source: RefSeq, a predicted model, not a curated record
UCACAGCUGCUGGAUAAAAGAUCCGCAAAACAUUCCUCCAGACCCAAGAUCAUGAUGGCGGGCGAAAUGGUCGGCUGGGAAAACUCACUUGGUUUCUCGCCAUAUAACGAUCGCUUCAGAACGUAUCGGAAGAACAUGGCCCGCAUUAUCGGAUCGAAAAGGGCCGCAGCAAAGUAUGAUAGGCUGCAAGAAGCUGAAGUUGCUCACUUCCUACUGCAUGUCUUAGACGACCCAGAGAGAUUCAUGGACCAUAUCAGGAAGGAAGCGGGCUCGGUUAUUCUGAAAAUCGCUUACGGAUAUACAGCUGAGCCUUCCAAAGAAGACAUUCUCAUCAAAAUGGCGGGCCAGGCCAUGGACGAUGUAACAGCAGCUGGUGUGCCGGGUGCAUUUCUAGUUGAUAUACUGCCCCUAUUACGAUACGUACCAGACUGGGUUCCGGGCGCGAACUUCAAGAGACUUGCCAAGAAAUGGUCUUCAGAGCUGGACGAUCUUACUGAAAAGCCUUAUGCUUUUGUCAAGCAUCAGCACGCAUCGGGCAAGCAAGACAACUCAUUUGUCUCACGGCUUCUUGAAGUGGGAGAUUCGACUGAAGAAGCGAGGUUUACGACCAAGUGGUCUGCCUUGUCACUGUACGCUGCCGGGGCUGAUACGAAGAAGGCCCAAGAGGAGAUUGACGGCGUAAUCGGCAACGAGAGACUACCUAAUUGUUCAGAUCGGCAAAGUCUUCCUUAUGUCAAUGCGAUAGUCAACGAGGUUCUUCGAUGGCAUCCAGUCGCCCCUAUGGGGCUGCCUCAUACAAGCACUGUAGAUGAUGUGUUUGAAGGAUACUUUGUUCCCAAAGACGCACUGAUCAUGCCCAAUAUCUGGUACUUUGCCCAUGACCCUGAGGUCCACCACGAGCCAAUGCGCUUUAACCCAGAACGGUUCUUGUCUACCGACGGCAAUCAACCUGAACAAGAUCCGCACAUGUACACGUUCGGCUUUGGGCGCCGCGUAUGCCCGGGGCGUGUCUUAGCCGAUAACGCAUUGUUUCUCAACAUCGCUCAGUCACUCGCUGUAUUGCAUAUCAGAAAAGACGAGAAUGGUGCCCAACCUGAACUCCUAUUUACUCCCGGGAUGAUCAGCCACCCCGAGCCGUUCAAAGCCGCUAUUACGCCAAGAUCGCCACACCACGAACAAUUAAUCCGGUCAUUGGAGCAAGAGUACCCCUGGGAACAGAGCGACGGCCAUAUCAUAGAGAACAUGCAGCGCCAAGCAUCGUGA